AUGAAGCAACGAGCUCUAUCUCUCUCCGCGGCCUUUUACCGUGGCCGACCGUUCGUCCUGAAUCAUGUGCUGAGCCAGAAUCGGCUCACUUCUUCUUCAGCCAAUACUAAGAUGGAAUCUGGGACCAAAUCAGCCAAUACAGCAGGCUCAUCUAAAAAGAAAGAAACACUGGAAAAACUCAAGAAAUCACACAAGAGCAUGGCAGAAGCCGAUGAGGAAAUGCGGCAGGCUAUGGAGAACCUUGCAGGAGAUGGUGGAGAAGCUGGACUUGAGCUUGAAGACGGCAAGCCCGUUACCAUGAAGAGGGGUGUUCGAGAGAACAUGUUCAGAUACAUCUGA
Molecule: messenger RNA, 339 nt
Organism: Cladophialophora bantiana CBS 173.52
Lineage: Eukaryota; Fungi; Ascomycota; Eurotiomycetes; Chaetothyriales; Herpotrichiellaceae
Exons: 1
Coding region: 1-339 (112 amino acids)
Source: RefSeq, a predicted model, not a curated record